Messenger RNA from Ceratotherium simum simum (southern white rhinoceros), 1647 nucleotides. NCBI's taxonomy places the organism in Eukaryota, Metazoa, Chordata, Mammalia, Perissodactyla, Rhinocerotidae. The record is from RefSeq and is a predicted model, not a curated record.
ACCCACAAUCCCCGCCGUGCACUGUUCUCCCGCCGCCGCCGUCCGUUAGGGCGAGCGCCCCGCCUGCGGAGUCGGCGCUGGCGCCAGGCUCCCGCCGCCGGUGACAUGCUGCAGAAACCGAGGAGCCGGGGCCGCCCCAGCGCCCAGGCCGAGAGGGUGAGGGACGGGGGCCGCGGCGGAGACGGCCGGGCCCCGAGAGGCGGCGUCGCCGAGGAGGCCCCGAGCACCUCCCGCGGGGCGGGCGGCUCGCAGGAAGCCCGCAGCACCUCGUCGCAGGGCGCCCGCGGGGCCGAGGCCUCCCCCGCGGUGGGGCCCCGCUCGCAGAAGCAGCUGGAGUUGAAGGUGGCCGAGCUGGUGCAGUUCCUGCUGAUUAAGGACCAGAAGAAGAUCCCGAUCAAGCGGACGGACAUCCUGAAGCACGUCGUCGGGGACUACAAGGACAUCUUCGCGGACCUCCUGAAACUGGCCGCGCAGCGCCUCGAGUACGUCUUCGGGUACAAGCUGGUGGAGCUGGAACCCAAGAGCAACUCCUACAUCCUCAUCAACACGCUGGAACCCGUGGAGGAGGAUGCCGAGGUGAGAGGCGACCAGGGCACGCCCACCACCGGCCUGCUGAUGAUUGUGCUGGGGCUCAUCUUCAUGAAGGGCAACACCAUCAAGGAGACCGAGGUCUGGGACUUCCUGCGUCGUCUAGGGGUGUACCCCACAAAGAAGCAUUUGAUUUUUGGGGACCCAAAGAAACUCAUUACUGAAGACUUUGUGCGGCAGCGUUACCUGGAGUACCGGCGGAUACCCCACACUGAUCCUGUGGACUAUGAGUUCCAGUGGGGCCCGCGAACCAACCUGGAGACCAGCAAGAUGAAAGUUCUUAAGUUUGUGGCCAAAGUCCAUAAUCAAGACCCCAGGGACUGGCCAGCGCAGUACUGUGAGGCUCUGGCAGAUGAGGAGGCCAGGGCCAGGCCUGGGACCUGUGGCCCAGCCCCCUCCUCUUGAAAUCUGAAAUAGAUUCACGGGGACUCCUGGGGGAAGGGUCAGAGGCACAGUGCGGAGCCCUGAGAGUUGGGGAGGGGGAGCAUAUUUCUCUAACGCUUAAAUGUGUGUAGCUUUACGAUGUGUUUGCAAACUUUUGUUCAUAUUGUAAAUUAUUUGGUUCCAAAUUUUCACUUAUAAAAAUAUUAGGGGAGGAUUCAUUUUGUUUUGAUUUGUUUGACUGACUGUAUUUUUUGGUAUAAAAAUUUUGCUAGCUUUAUAAAACUAAUUGGAAAACUUUGUACCAUGAUCUGGAACAGAUAUUUAAGAAAGAACACAUCAGUAAAUUGCUUUGGUGUCUAGAGAAUAAAAGCGAAGUGGCUAUUAUCUGGCCUCUUAACUACCAACUACCCCAGUUUGUAAAGAAAAAUAAAAGUCUUUAUAAAUUAAAAAUAAAGAUGUAAUUGCCUAUAUUCUUUUUUAUCUUAGCAUAGCUAUUUUAUAUUUAUGUACUUUAUACGUAUAUAUAAGCAUUAUGCCUUGUUCUAAGCAAUGUAUGGCAUUUUCUCUGAAUAACAAUUUUUUUACAUUCAUAAUUACUACUCAGCUCUGUGGCUGACUGUUUAUUUCCAUUUAGGUUUUUUUCUACUAUAGUUAUAAUAAAUACUAUAUCUUUGA